GGCCCUGCUUCCAGCCUCCUCUGCACCGGACCCAUGCAGCUGCUCAGGGUCCUCUGCCUCCUCUGGAUGCUCAGGGUCUCCCUGGGGGCCACAGGGCAGUGCUACAAUGGGACCACUUGGAACGGAGAAGAAUGUGCCUGUCCCCAAGGCUACUUUGGUUACCAGUGUCAGUCCCUCUUGGAAAACAUCCCCAUAGAAAUCCCGGAAAAAAUCAAUGCCACUGUAGGACUGAGAGUGAAAGUAACUAACAGAAAUUUCACAGAAGACCUAAAUAACAUAUCCUCCCAUGCAUAUCUGGAUUUUGUUCAACUAUUCAAGAGUCAGAUGGAUAAAGUUUACAGGGACAAAGACUUUCCACAAUACAGAGGCGUGAUCAUUAGGAAACUACUCAAAGGCAGCAUCGUGGUGGAACAUGAAGUCAUCAUGGAGGCAGACUUCACUUCAGAGUUUCAGGAGCUGUUUGCAAACCUCACUAAGAUCAUAAAGGCCAAGAUUAUGAAUGAGACCGGAAAGCUACCCAGUAAUUCUGAAGUGUGCAAAAACAUCUCAUACCUGUGCUACAAUAAGGAGGACACCUUCGUGAAUGAGACUGUGAAGCUCGGCUUUGACCUGCAAGAGCAAUGCACUCAGAAUGCUGCAAAGGAAUUCGCCCAGUUCUACUAUGUGGAUGAUCUGGAUGGGAAGCUGGCCUGUGUGACCAAGUGCACCCCGGGGACGAAGUCACAAAUGAACUGUCACCACGGCAGGUGCCAGCUUCAGCAAAGUGGCCCCCGUUGCCUGUGCCUGAACUCGGACACGCAAUGGUACUGGGGAGAAAGCUGUGAAUUUAGCACCAGCAAGAGCAUGGUGUAUGGGAUCGUAGGGACCGUGGUGGUGCUACUGGUGGUCUCGGUGGUGGUCCUGACCAUCUUACUCAUCCAUUUCCGGAGAAAACUGCACAGAAGGCAAGAGUACAACCUGUCUCGAGACUGGCAAGAAGAAGAUGUCCUUGUCAACUUCCAGAGCACCGGCGUCUGGGAAGGUCAGAAUCUGCAGGGGGACACGUUUGCCCUUGAAAAUGUCUACAGACACUUCCAGCCUUCCCUGCAGAACGUGGACCCCACCACAGAGCUCCACAUUCAGAGGCCCACGGUGGUGACAACUGCUCAGUGA
Messenger RNA from Mesoplodon densirostris (Blainville's beaked whale), 1152 nucleotides. Its product is annotated as mucin-12-like. The transcript has 12 exons. The record is from RefSeq and is a predicted model, not a curated record. Lineage: Eukaryota; Metazoa; Chordata; Mammalia; Artiodactyla; Ziphiidae. The coding region runs from base 34 to 1152 and encodes 372 amino acids.